AUGCCUCCCAAAGCAGAUGCAAUGAUAGCGAGCAGGCCUCGAAAGCCUCGCAAGCCCUUGAGAAUACCGACGCUUUCGCCCGACGUACACAGGCAGAUCUUGUCUUUCGCGUCCCAAUCUACCCUGCUCUCUGCGCGGCUGGUCAACAAGAACUUCAGCUCCAUCGCCACACCCUUGGCCUUUCGUUAUCCCUAUCUUGGAUCAAAAUGGGACUGCGACCGCCUCGUGUGCGUAUCCAAAAGUCGCAAACUCAGUGGCUUUGUGGAAGAGAUUGAUCUCGUCAGCUGGAUCGAAGAAGCUGAGAGCUUCCGGAACUUGAAGUCUUUCUAUCUUGGGAUGGCAGGUUUCAAUUUCAACUGGCAGGUCGCUUCCCUUUUCGGAGGUCCAUUUGCGGCAAGAGAGCUGAGGAGCGCCCUGCUCGACACACUUUUUGCCUGCAUCGCUGGGGAGUGGACACAGGAAGAGCAUGCCGGCUUGUUGACCUUCAUAAUCGCCCAGAAGAAACCUGAAGACGACAAAUUGUACGUUGAAUGGAUUCCUCCGGACGCGGAACCUGCGCGACCGGACGUAAUCGACUUUGAUGACGUCGACAACUCUGAUUUCCCGGACGCCGAAUCUAUCGUGAACGGCAUUGGGUCGGACCGGGUGCGCUUUGACCUGCGUUGGCAUCACAUUCUCAACUCAUGGCGCCAGAGUAUGACGGCACUCAAGGUCUUCGUCAUGGGUUGCGGAGAUCAUGGCGACAACUGUCUCCGAUCAGUCGUUGAGGCCUAUUAUCCCGAUCAACUACCCAUCAUGAGCGACCAUGACCGCGAUCUGCGCUUCUUCCGGCACGGAGAAAAGGCUUUCCUCAACUACAGAGCACCGGCCCCUCCCUUUGAUCACGAGGAACCCCUUGGCGAUCGUUACUAUAAGAAGAGAAAUCGACCCGAAGCGCCGCAAUACAAAUACGGGGUCGGAAUGUUGGUGGAUUGGGACUCAGAAUGUUUAUGGCGAAAUAACGGCCCAAUCUUGCGUUACACCAAGUUCGACGGCGGCAUGGGUUAUCACCCCUGGACUGAGUCUUAUGACGAUGAGAGAGACAUGAGACACGAAGGCAUGAAGACUGAUGAGCCAGAUACGGUGAGGGAGGACAUGAAAGCUUAUGAGUUGCUCCUGGCAGCUGUGAAGACCAGAGCGGCGUCCUGA
Messenger RNA from Colletotrichum gloeosporioides, 1188 nucleotides. RefSeq lists its product as uncharacterized. The transcript has 3 exons. The coding region runs from base 1 to 1188 and encodes 395 amino acids. NCBI's taxonomy places the organism in Eukaryota, Fungi, Ascomycota, Sordariomycetes, Glomerellales, Glomerellaceae. The record is from RefSeq and is a predicted model, not a curated record.